AUGGACUACAGAGAUGAGGCCGCCGAUUCUCCGACGAUCAAACACCGCCUGAUCUCCUCCUGCCUCCUCUCCCCCUUCCGCCGUCACAACCACCACCACCCCCUCUCCUCGCCUCGCCACCACCGCCACCCGUCCCUCACGCACACCCCGUCCCGCGCGUGGGGAUCCAGGUCGCCCGUCCGCCGCCGCACCAGCGACGGGGACCUCGCGUCGACCCCCGGGAGGGCCGCGGCGGCGGUGGGGAAGGAGAAGUGCAUGCAGUUCAUCUCCCGGAUCGGCUGCGGCGUCGGGCAGGCGGGCGGAGGAGGAGGCGGCGGAGGCGGAUGCGGCGGCGGAGGACAUCAUCACCGGCGAAGGCACUCGGUGGGCGGGGAUUUCCACUACGACGCGCUGAGCUACUCGCUGAAUUUCGACGACGGGAAUUUCGAUGAUGACGUCAGCGGGGAGCUUCCGUCGCGGGAUUUCUCGGCGCGGUUGCCUCAUUCGCCGCCGCCGCCCCCUGCUCGCAGAAACAGGGAGAUCCAAUGCAGUUUCUGA
This is a messenger RNA of Linum tenue, 537 nucleotides long. The record is from the annotation of a GenBank genome assembly. Lineage: Eukaryota; Viridiplantae; Streptophyta; Magnoliopsida; Malpighiales; Linaceae.